Molecule: messenger RNA, 1298 nt
Organism: Stylophora pistillata
Lineage: Eukaryota; Metazoa; Cnidaria; Anthozoa; Scleractinia; Pocilloporidae
Source: RefSeq, a predicted model, not a curated record
CCUUGGCAGCUGAUCGGCGCGUCUCGAAUCUGCACACCAGGUGAUUGUUGCCAGUUGAUCAUGGGAACGAUUGUGUCGCUCUGCUGGCGAAUUCUCUCCAGAUUUCCAUUCUCAAAAGAAAAACCAUCACUUACUCAGAAAGAACAACAGGAGAGCUACUCAAAACUGACGGAUGUCUUAAGGAACGGAUCCCGAUGCUGUGCUGAUGUGAAGUGUACAAGCUUGGCGCGGACAGCGAAGGAGCUUUUAUCGAAAAUGGAACAGAUUCAAACACAGCUGCAUAACGAGGUCGUGUUGUGGAAACUAAGGUACAUACGGGGUAUAUGCACGACAGAGAGUCGACAAAACUUCUACGAGCUUCUUGGAAAGUUUAACUCCUCUCACGAAAUGCUUGACGCGAUCAUUGAAAAUGAAAAGAAGUAUAUAGAAGCACUGGAACCGGAACAAAAAGGAGACUACGAAGGACACAAAAGCGAAACGAUAGAUGUGGAGCCCUCUGUAGUGUUAAUCGAAAAAUCAGGCACCGUAAAAAAUGCUUUGCGAAGAAGAAUUAAGUUCUUCACAAAAGUUCAUGAGCGCAACGUUAAAUUGCUAUUUCUUGUUGUAAACGAAGUAGCAGAGUGCAGGUCGAUGGUGGAUACUUCAUGUAUCAACGGACAAGAACUGUCAGAUAGCUUCGCGUCAGAAAUAACAGAAACUGGUAGAUUUUUGAGCGUGCUGGAGGAAUCUAAUGACGAAGAAUUAAUUGAAUCGUCGUUAAAAAGGCUUGGUUCCAACAGGCCUGGAUGCUCGAGUCACAGAAUAGGUCAAACGUAAAAUUUAUCAACGUGAAUUAGUCAGUACUUUGAACCAUAGUUAAUAGAUUAACUAUGUUUGAACGUCAUUUUAUAUUAUUGUAUUCCUCAAUUACUAAGUACGCUGUGAUUGGUCAAUUGAGCAGGCUGUGAUUUAAUUAAUCAAAGCAGCCAUUGUUGGCAAGAUUUCAACUUUGGCGGGCUGAUGAGUGUUCAAUCCCUUUCAUUGUCUUUAAAUAAUGCGUUGAAACGAACCAACUACUGAACAACUAUAUCGAACAGUGCCACUCCCGACUCCCUUGGGAGAUUUAGUUAGUCACAUGACACCUUUAAGCUUGAAUCGCCAUGUGCUUGGGUGAGCGAGUGUUUCCAGUUUUUAUGUAGGAGAGAGUUUGAGAGAAGUUAUUGUGCCUUUCUUUGGCUAAAGCGAACAGUUCGGUGAGUCGAUAUUUGGUUUUUGUUGUUCGGGGAGGUAUUUGGAACUUAAUUAAUGCCUUCUUUUGU